Messenger RNA from Pseudogymnoascus verrucosus, 1162 nucleotides. RefSeq lists its product as uncharacterized. The transcript is spliced from 3 exons. The coding region runs from base 311 to 1063 and encodes 250 amino acids. The record is from RefSeq and is a predicted model, not a curated record. Lineage: Eukaryota; Fungi; Ascomycota; Leotiomycetes; Thelebolales; Thelebolaceae. Gene Ontology annotation, molecular function: S-adenosylmethionine-dependent methyltransferase activity; O-methyltransferase activity.
GGGAGAGUACGUACGUGCAUACAUACCAGUAUACAUAGAGAUUUACUACUAUAGUACUAUAGUUAGUUAGUUAGUAUACACACAGUCUCCUCACAGUAAGCUCCCAGUAAGGAGGUCCCGAGGUAUGAGAUAUCUAUAUGCAAGGACUUUAGUGGCAACCUCCAUCUUUUAUAUAUAAAUGCGGUAAUAUCCUGUCUAUUUUUUAUCUAUUCGCAUCUAUUCACAUCUGUUCCCAUCUAUACAAUACCCAUAUAUAUCUAUUUAUAUCUGCCAUCUCGGCCUCGUCAUACGUCAUACGUCAUACGCUGCAAUGAAGGACAACGGCACCCAUCUCUACCCAAAUGAGCAUGUCUCCGAGAAGGUUACAGAUUAUGCCUUUGAACACUCCACCAAGCUUCCAGACUACAUCACGAAGCACCAUGCUUGGGGUUCCGACCAACCAAAGGCGGGGUUCAUGAUCUCGCCCUUCCAGACCCAGUUCCAGAUCUGGUUUGCAAAGGCACUUGGAGCCAAGAGAAUCCUCGAGAUUGGUUGCUACAUCGGUUUCUCAGCCCUUGGCUUUUCCGAAGCAGUCGGUCCAGAUGGUCACGUCACAACUCUCGAGUUUGACCCGGAAUACGCCCAGAUUGCACGUGAGACCUUCGAGAAGAAUGGCGUGAAGAACGUCGAAGUUAUCGUCGGAGAUGCGAACAAGAGUAUUCCUGAGCUGGCCCUGGCCAUCGACCAGCCGUACGAUCUGAUCUUCAUCGAUGCAGACAAGAUAUCCUACCCCAAUUAUCUCGCUCUCAUCCUUUCACUUUCAACGUCCACUAGUCAAGUGCGCCUUCUCAAGUCUGGAGGCACAAUUAUGGCGGAUAAUAUUCUCCGCCGUGGUGUUGUCGCUGACAGGAGCGCCUCAAACCCAAAUGCCACCCCCGAAGAGCUUUCAACUGAGAAGGGGGGUAGAGCCGAGCAGUUGGUCGCUCUGGAUAGGUUCAACAAGGAACUUGUUCAGAACGAGCGACUUGAGACCUUCCUGCUUCCACUAUUCGACGGGUUGGGAAUGGGGAGGCUGAAGGAUUAGUAAGGCUAGGAGCAUAGUUAAUACUGUAGCCUACCUGUCUCGAGCAAAGACGCCAGAGAUAUAGUUACACCAACAUCUUUAUCUACCUCUCAUUGGCGU